Diversispora eburnea is the source of this 1068-nucleotide messenger RNA. The record is from the annotation of a GenBank genome assembly. Lineage: Eukaryota; Fungi; Glomeromycota; Glomeromycetes; Diversisporales; Diversisporaceae.
AUGGAAGAUAUGGAAGACGACUCUAUACUUCAAUUCUGUGGCAUUACGAACACGGGUCAUGACACAGCGGUUUCUUUCUUGGAGAUGGCAAACGGAAAUGUCGGGCAGGCAAUCACUCUUUAUCUUGAAACAAGAGAUUUAGAAGCACCAGCUCAUAACGUUCGCGGAAAUACGAGAGAGGGCGCUGCAGAUUCUGAUAUCAGCAAUAUCGAUACGGAUGUUGAAAUAGCGAGACAGCUUGCUCAAGAAGAUAAAUCCAGAAUUCGUCCACCCAUCGCGCCCAUACGCGACAUUUUAGUAGGUGGUGACAGAACUGACAUUGAUUUAGGCACUAGAAGAACUGGAGUUACACGCCCUCCUCCCCAUCGCCGCAUUCAAAAUUUUGCGAAUCUCGAGGGGGAAUUUAAUUCGAAUACAGCUCCAAAUGAUCGAUUAAACGAAUUAUAUAAUCCGCCUUUUGAAAUUAUGUGCCCUGACAAUUUUGAAAGGGCACGUACGAGAGCUCGGAAUGAACAUAAAUGGUUAAUGGUCGAUAUUCAAAAUAAUAAUGUACUUUCAUCUUUAGCACUUAACCGUGAUUUAUGGAGUGAUAAGACAGUUAGGGAUGUGAUUAGAGAACAUUUUCUUUUCCUACAAGUAAAUAGUCAAAAUGGACGACAUUACAUAAGUUUUUACCCAGUUGAUAAUUAUCCACAUAUAGCAAUAAUUGAUCCAAGAACGGGUGAAAGAUUGAAAGUUUGGAGUUCCGAAAUAACGCCAACCGAUUUCUUAAUGGCAGAAUCUGGGUCAGUAUUUGAUUCUAUUCUUCCGGUAGAAAGAGACCCAGUUCAAGGACCCAACACGACUGUAAUAAAAUUCCGUCUUGCGGAUGGAGAAACAACUCUUCGACGUUUUGGAAAGUCUGAUCCCGUACGACAUUUGUUCGAAUUUAUUAAAUCGUCAGUUCCUAAAGCAGAGAAACAGCCAUUUGAACUUGUUUGCUAUAGUGAUAAUUUGAUUGAAAAGGUUAAUAUGUCCAUCGAAGAUGCGGGAUUAGCAAAUGUUGUUGUUAAUAUUAUCUUUGGAUAG